AUGGCAUGCGAAAUGAUCGCAUCAGCUGCUACUGGGGCUGGUUUGGAGAUAGUUUUUGAUCGUUUUUUAAAGCUUGUUUUGGAUGUACAGAGACACAACUCCCAGUUCAAGUCAAGCUUGAAGCGCCUGGAGGAAAUGUUAUAUGCAAUGGCUCCAAAUAUCAAGAAAAUAGAAACUUUCAACAGAGAUCUUGAUCGACCGAAGGAAAUCGAAUGGCUCAAAGGAUUAAUGACAAAGGGCAAUGAGUUGGUCCUUAAAUGCUCAAAAGUCCACAGAUACAACUGUGUGAAGAGGCCUCUUUAUAACAAGAAACUUCUCAAGUUAGAGAAGGCUAUUCGUGAUUAUAUUAGCAGUGUUUUGCAGGUUCAGGUAACAGCAGAUACAAAAGAGAUUUUGCUUACACAAAAUUCGACUUUGGUUGCCGUCAAAGAUGCUUCUUUUGGGGUAAGACAGUUAAGUGAUCAAAUCGGGCAGUUAAGCAUGAGUCUAAGCAGUGGUGAUAGGGUGAUCUCCAGCAAGAGGUAUGCUAAUACUAGUUUAGCUGGUGUGUGUUCACCCCCUCAACUGAAAGUGGAUCCUGUCGGAUUGGAGAUUCCAUUGAGUGAAUUGAGGAUAAAGCUGCUUAAAAAGGAGGCAUCACCGCAUAUUGUGUUAUCUGCUCCUGGAGGAUGUGGAAAGACAACGUUGGCUACAGCGAUUUGUCAACAUGGGGAUGUUAAAGAUAAAUUCAAGAACAACAUCUUCUUUGUCAACGUUCCAAAGCUGCGCAACCUGCUGGUCAUUGUGAAGAAAAUAUUCCAGCAUAAGGAUUGCGAGUUACCUGAAUCUCUAAGCGAGGAAGAUGCAGCUAACCAUUUGGAACGUUUAUUCAAGCAGAUAGGACCAGAUCCAAUAUUAUUGGUCCUUGACGAUGUUUGGCCCGGAUCGGAACCUCUCCUUUACAAAAUCAAUUUCCGAAUAGAAAAUUACAAGAUUUUAGUGACAUCAAGAUAUGAAUUUCCACGUUUUGGAUCCACAUAUAAAUUGAAAACAUUGACUUUUGCAGAUGCCAUGAUUCUAUUUCAGAAAUUGGCAUUAGAUGAGCGAUCAUAUAAUCCAGAUCAACAUAUGCUAGAAGAGAUGGUGAAAUACUGCAGGGGAUUUCCUAUAGCCAUUUCAGUGGUUGCAAAAUCAUUGUAUCAGAAUUCUGCGGCAGAAUGGCGUAGGAGACUUAAGGAAUGCUCUACAGCUGCUUCUAUUCUUUCUGACUCUGAAGUGCUAGAUUGUCUUCAAAGCAGUGUGGAAGGCUUGAGUGAUAAUGUAGUAGCCAAGGAAUGUUUCAAGGACCUUGGUUCAUUUCCUGAAGAUCAGAGGAUUCCUGCCACUACCCUUAUUGAUAUGUGGGCAGAAUUGUAUAACCUAGAUGAAGAUGAUGCCAUUACCAAUCUCCACACACUCUCUAAGAGGAAUCUGGUUGAAGUUUUAGUUACAAGGAAAGAUGCAAAAGAAGACGACGGCUCCUAUAAUGAGCACUUUGUCACUCAGCAUGAUCUGCUCAGAGAGCUGGCCAUCCGUGAAAGCGAAGCAAGAACCAUUGAGCACAGGAAGCGAGUGUUCUUGGACAUAACUGAUAACAAAAUCCCUGAGUGGUUGAUGGAACAAAAUCAGCCAUCAAUUGGGGCCAAACUCUUAUCUAUCUCAACAGAUGAAACAUUCUCAUCAAGUUGGUCCAACUUGCAAGCACCAGAAGUUGAGGUUCUACUUCUGAAUUUUCUGACGGAGAACUACUCAUUGCCUGAGUUCAUGGAAAGAAUGAAUAAGCUGAAAGUUUUAAUACUUAACAAUUAUGGGUUUGCUCCUGCUCAAUUGAGCAAUUUCCCUGUUCAUGGUUCUCUAUCAAAUCUAAAGAGAAUAAGACUGGAAAAGGUUUCCAUUCCAUCCUUUUUCCUGACUUCCAUGCAAUGGAGGAAGCUAGAAAAAAUGUCCUUGGUUAUGUGCAAUAUUGGUCAAGCUUUUGAUAACUCUGCCAUCAAAAUUUCAGAUGCAUUCCCAAAUUUAGUCGAGCUCACCAUCGACUACUGCAAUGAUCUGGAGGAAUUGCCUACAGGAUUCUGUGAUCUUGUCUUGCUAAGAAACCUCAGCAUCACAAACUGUCAUAAACUGUUAGCACUGCCAGAAGACAUGGGAAAUUUACUUGAUUUGGAGGUCCUAAGACUCAACGCCUGCAUCGAAUUGGCAGAAUUACCUGACACAAUCGGGAGACUUCAUAAGUUGCGGAUUCUUGACUUAUCCGACUGCUUAAGUAUUACAGAAUUGCCAGACCAGAUUGGUCAGUUGCAUAAUCUGAGAAAGUUGUACAUGAUAGAGUGCUCAAGUUGUGAAUUGCCAUCAUCAGUUACGAAUCUUGUCCGCCUAACAGAAGUUAUAGGUGAUGAAGAUACUGCCAGGUCAUGGGAGCAUUUCAAAACUUGCCUUCCAUCUCUGGAGAUAAAGGUGCAUAAGGAAAUCAACUUGAACUGGCUUCGGUAG
Dovyalis caffra is the source of this 2508-nucleotide messenger RNA. The record is from the annotation of a GenBank genome assembly. NCBI's taxonomy places the organism in Eukaryota, Viridiplantae, Streptophyta, Magnoliopsida, Malpighiales, Salicaceae.